UUUUUAAAAUCAUUUCAGGGAUUCAAUUAAUCGGGACCGAAUUCGUAAACCAGGGUAACCGUAUAAUGUUACUGUGUAAUGUCACCGGAAUUCUCCAAGCACCGGUUGAUGUUGAUUGGUUCUUUAAAGGAGAAAGAAUAAUAACUUCUUUAGCCCAUUGGAAGGAUCGGACUCAAAUACUUCGUCGAACAAGGGGAAAGAUGUAUAUAAGUGAAUUAAUUGUAGAGAGAAGUACUUUACAUGAUAAAGGAAUAUAUGUAUGCAGAAGCUCUGGAAGUUCCAUUGAGGUUGACAGUAUUACUGUAAAUGUCUUAAGUGCCAACAAACCUAACGUGAGUCGAAGAGAGAAAGAAAACAUUUCACAGCCUGAUCGUAGUAACUCAGCAGCGGUUGUAAUCAAUCAUUCCAGCAUGAUAUAUAUAUUGACCUUAAGUAUAUGUGUAAUAAUUGCAUUAACCUCAUCAAACAGUUGUACUUACUUUCCAACACGAAUAUUGUCCACCUAUCAAGGUCCUGUUUUAAAUUGUGACAACUACGCGCACAGGUGAAACUGUGAAAAGAAUACACAGCUUGCUCGUGCCUUACAUUCCAAUAUUCGAUUACAGCGAUCGCCAUUCUAAUCUUCGUGAUACAUCUUAAAGCUGAUAGUAGACGGUUUUCGAAAAUGUUUCAGCAACAGUUGUUUCUUUUAAUGUUGUAAACCAUUACAUUUGGAUGAGGGACGAAUUUGUAUGAUGAAACUGACGAUAAGAAACUAUGUGUUACAUUCAUUUGUUUAAUUAGCAGAAACACUACAGACAGUUACGCACAGUUGUAAUAUUGUGUGGUUAAAUAUUGGCACAUUCGUUCAUUCAAAAUGACAAGAAUUCCAAAAUGAGUUUAUCCUGUUUGAGAAGUGUUUGAAGACUCUUGAUAAAACAAAAGCAUAAUGUAACAAUUACAAAGCUUUGAAAUCCCUGUGAAACCUAAAAAAUCAUAUAUAGUUGGUUGGAGCAUGUGGUUAUUAAGAUAUAUGCGAACGUGUUUUAAAAUAAGGUGCAUUUUGGUCUGCUAGUGUUGAAAAAAAUGUAAAUUGCUUUAGAACCUGUGACACAAUCAUAAUGAGUUGUGUACGCGUUUGAGAAAAUACAUAGACUGAUAUAUUCAAUAACAAAGACACUUAAGAGCAAGAACAUUGCAACAUGUAAUGGGUGUUCAGUAAUAAGGCGGAUUAAAGGAAAGCCUAUUCUUUUCUUUGGACGAUGAGAGCUCAACGGUUGUGAUAACGUUAUUUCUUUAUUUGGAAUGUAGAUACAAAAACAAUUUUUUUACUCUAGUAUUUUUCACUUUGUACAUGUUAUUGUUAUUGACAAACUUAAAGGUUUUCUUUUUUCAUUUUCAUAUACUAUUCUGUAGGCAUAGCAUAUAUCAUUUAUAAUGUUAUGUUUGAUGUUGAAUACUUUUGCAUUGACAUACAUAACUGUGAAUUUGAUGAAGUGCCAAAUAUAAUAAUUUUAUUUAAAAGAAAAUCGAAAAGGUUUGUAUUCAAACGCUAUGAUAUAGGUUUAUUUAACUCACACCCACAAGACACAACAGAGAGAGAGAUAUAAAACUAAAAACGUCAUAAACGACGUUAUUGAAAAUAAUGCAGACUCGGUUUGAUUUGGCCUGUUUAUGGUCGCAUACGAGAUAAUUAAGUACUUAAACUUCACAAAUAAUUACAAACAAUUAAGGACUAUGUUAACGUGUUACAUUUGUUGAUUUAUUGAAUGACUGAACACUUUAAUUCUUUAAUUUGCUAAUAACUUUAGUUAUCGUUAUGUGUUUGAUAAUGUCUUUUCAAUAUGCCAUGUAAAAUUUCUUUGUUUUCCAUUUUACUACAUCCAGAUUAAUUUACAUUAUUUACUUGCUUUAUAUGUACAGAUGUUGCAUAAAAAAGACAACAAAAAAUGAAGAACAAAAUGAACAUUUUUUUUCUAUAAGAAAAAAAUCUAACUUGUGCAUGGACUAAAGUGGUAAAUUUUGCAAGCAAUACUUGUUUAUUAUACAUUUUAAGAUAGUUGCUGUUCUUCUCUAAAAUUGCAUUUAAUAUGUCCUUGACACAAAAAGUAUAGUGUCUAAGCAGGUCAGCAAAAUAGCUGAUAAGUUAGUAAUUAAUUGAACUGCUAGAAUUAAUGAUUGCUACUACAUAAAUGUAUUAUGUUUUUUUUGCUUCACAAAUGAGAGCUUGAACUAUAGCAGAGUGGCAGAUGUGCAUUGCAAAAAUGAUAUUCAGAUACUUACAUGGGUCAGUGAAUCUUAUAUGUUUUAUUACAUAUAAAGAAAGUCCACCACUUGUUACUUUUCAUGGGUGAUAAUGGAUCUAGAAAAGUUUGCAUAAUCAUUUUAUUAUUCAAUUGUUACAUUUUGUUCAAGAAUAUAUAUAUGUAUCAUUUAUCAUGUAUUUGAUAUUACAAAUUCUAAAUAAAAUAUGUAAAUACG
Messenger RNA from Ruditapes philippinarum (Manila clam), 2460 nucleotides. RefSeq lists its product as uncharacterized. The record is from RefSeq and is a predicted model, not a curated record. NCBI's taxonomy places the organism in Eukaryota, Metazoa, Mollusca, Bivalvia, Venerida, Veneridae. Bases 66 to 548 code for a protein of 160 amino acids. The transcript is spliced from 3 exons.